Messenger RNA from Trichosurus vulpecula (common brushtail), 4540 nucleotides. It is a transcript of the gene HYCC2, whose product is annotated as family with sequence similarity 126 member B. The coding region runs from base 376 to 2136 and encodes 586 amino acids. The record is from RefSeq and is a predicted model, not a curated record. Gene Ontology annotation, cellular component: plasma membrane. The transcript is spliced from 15 exons. Gene Ontology annotation, biological process: protein localization to plasma membrane; phosphatidylinositol phosphate biosynthetic process. Lineage: Eukaryota; Metazoa; Chordata; Mammalia; Diprotodontia; Phalangeridae.
GGCGCCUGCUGAGCGGUCGAAGAACUCGACGCGGCCGACGCGGAUGGGUGGUUCCCUCCUUGGCCGAGUGAACGAGAGCGCGCCGCGCUGGAGGGACUGAACGUAGGGAGAGGGUCUGGGAGCCCGAGGGGUCCUCAGUCAGUCAGCUGCUUCCGAGCCUCUGGCUGCCCAGGAAAGAAGAGACGCUUGAGCUUCGGAUAUCAACAGUAAGAGACUGAGAGACUAUUUUAAAGUUCAACAAAUGUAUUCCACACUUGAAAUCUGCUGCUUUCUUCUACCUCCACCUCUUUUAGAGAUCUGACUUCUUAAACAAGAGGUCCAGACAUUACGGACACCCUGUAUGUUUGAUAAAAGAGGAAUCAAAGGUAUAAGAAGAUGUUGGGAUCUGAACGUGGUGUAGUGGAAGAAUGGCUAUCAGAAUUCAAGGCAUUACCUGAAACUCAGAUCACCAACUAUGCAGCAACUCUGCACAGGAAAAAAACACUGGUACCAGCUCUCUAUAAAGUCAUUCAAGACUCAAAUAAUGAGCUCCUAGAGCCUGUCUGUCACCAGCUGUUUGAGCUGUAUCGUAGUUCUGAAGUUCGGCUGAAGAGAUUCACUCUACAGUUCUUACCAGAAUUGAUAUGGGUUUAUUUACGACUUACUGUUAGCCGGGACAGACAGAGUAAUGGUUGCAUAGAAGCACUACUACUAGGGAUCUAUAAUUUGGAAAUUGCUGAUAAAGAUGGAAACAAUAAAGUGCUAUCUUUCACCAUUCCUUCCUUAUCCAAGCCUUCAAUAUACCAUGAGCCCUCAACUAUUGGAUCCAUGGCCUUGACAGAGGGAGCAUUGUGUCAACAUGACCUCAUUAGGGUAGUAUAUAGUGAUCUUCAUCCUCAGAGAGAGACGUUUACUGCACAAAAUAGGUUCGAGGUCCUGAGUUUUCUCAUGCUCUGCUACAACUCAGCUAUUGUUUAUAUGCCUGCCUCCUCUUAUCAGGCACUGUGCCGCAUGGGUUCCAGGCUUUGUGUGAGUGGAUUUCCACGGCAGAAUGAAAAGCACUGGAAAGAACCUUGCGGCCGAGUAGUAUUGGAUCCUGAAUUUAUGGUGCAGCUUCUGACAGGUGUUUAUUAUGCCAUAUAUAAUGGACAGUGGGAUCUUGGCCAAGAAGUACUGGAUGACAUUAUUUACAGAGCUCAGCUAGAACUUUUUUCUCAACCACUACUGGUUGCUAAUGCCAUGAAGAAUUCAUUGCCAUUUGAUGCUCCUGAUUCUUCACAAGAAGGUCAGAAAGUACUUAAAGUAGAGGUCACACCCACAGUGCCAAGGAUUUCUCGGACUGCAAUCACAACAGCUUCAAUUCGUCGUCAUCGAUGGAGGCGAGAAGAUGGCUUUGACUUCUCAAACGAGGCUGACUCGAGUAUUCCUGGCUCCCCGAUCCAACACGGCUCCACAGACCUAGGGAUCAAACGUGUGCAAGAGGGGGAGGUGCUGAUGCGCAGGACCCCUGAGCAUGGCUCGCCGGAGCCCACCUUGGCAGCAGCCACAACAGAGGGUGCUGAUGGUGUAAAUGGAGGAGAGGAGUCUGUGAACCUGAAUGAUGCAGAUGAAGGAUUUUCAUCAGGGGCUUCCCUCAGCAGUCAGCCAGUUGGGACCAAACCAUCAUCCUCCUCUCAGAGGGGAAGCUUAAGGAAAGUAGCAAGUGGGCGUUCAGCCAAGGAUAAAGAAACAGCUUCUGCCACUAAAUCCAUCGAGAGCCCUCGAGAGUCAGUAGCUCGUAAGCAGUACGUACACCAACCUACUGACCUUAGUGUAGAUUCCAUUGAGUUGACACCAAUGAAGAAACACCUGAGCCUACCUGCUGGCCAGGUGGUGCCAAAAGCUAAUAGCUUGAGUUUGAUCCGGACGGCCAGUGCUUCCUCAAGUAAAUCAUUUGACUAUGUGAAUGGCAGUCAAGCCAGUACAAGCAUUGGGGUUGGCAUUGAAGGAGUUACUAAUUUAGCAGGUAGCAAUGCCAAUCGAUUUUCAACUAUCAGUCUACAGGAAGACCGGCUAGGUCAAGCAGGGGAAGGUAAAGAUCUCCUCAGCCCGGGAGCCCCCCUAACUAAGCAGUCUCGCUCCCCAAGCUUCAAUAUGCAGCUGAUAUCACAGGUGUAGUUUUGAAAGUUCCACUUUCUUCUCUUUCUUCCUAUCUUUUAAAACCAAACAUUUCAUUGUGCAAGAAGAAACUUCAUCCCACAGUCUGAAACUACUGACCAUUGUAAUCAGAUUUGAUUUGGUUUAGGUAUCAUCAUACUGUAUUUUGUACUGAAACAGCAAUAAGAUUUUCUUUCCCCUCCUAUUCUUCCUCUCUUCCCCCCACCCCUGGCUCCCCAAAUGUGUUUGUGAAGCAGUAUAAAAUGUAUGCCUUUUUCAUGCCUUCCUUUCUCCUUGGGUGAUGUGCAAUCCAUCGUAGGCUGAUCGGUCCCAUUUCAACACUGUGAGAAUACAGAGACAUUAGGGGAAAUGGUGUAUGUGAUCCCUAUGAAAUGAUUCUUUGGCUUUGUUAAGAAAUAGAAACGGGUUCUCUCAAUGUACAGAACUAUGAAAACUACUGGAUCAUAUUUUUUUUUCCUCAAAACCAGGAGUGCCUCAGAGAUUCUACUAUGACUUUGGACUUCUCUGAGUUUGUGCAAUCUUUUGUUUCUUUGUUUCUUUUUUUUUUAAGAAGUAUGGGAAAAAGAGAUGGGAGGAAAGAGAUCAGACCUGCUUCUGGCAGUCUGUUGCACUUUUUUUGUUAAAAUGAGGGUAGCUCUUUUCUCCCAGCUCUUUUACUCUGAAAAGUUAAACAUUUAGUCACUGAAACAUUCAAACCAAGUUUUGAUCUUCUCCAUUGCAGAGAAGCUUUAAGUUUAUUGUGUAGAUGGUAAUGCACUUUUAAUGGCUUUCUAGCCAUAUUAAACAUAAUGUCUUCCCUCUUUCCUACCAGGACAUAUAGGAUUAUUCUGUCAGUAGGUUAAAGUUUGCAACAAUAAACAAGUCCAAGAAUCCAGAUGGGGUAUCCUAUUUCCUACACAUAAUGAACAGUUCUUGUUUAUGAAUUGUUAACUGAUUCAGGCAAAUGCAUCUUCAGGUAAACAGAGGAAUUUCUCAAGUCAUCUUCAGUGAUACCAGGUUGUUAGUGAAGCCCUCUCAGCUGCUUUCUAGGUGUGCCUAAAUUCAGUCAGAUAUUGUAGAUUAAGAAAUCUACAGUCCUGACAGAUUAUAUGUUUCAUGGAGGUACAUCAGGAACAGAUAAUUUGCUUGGGGGAAUCACUGAAGCUUCAAUGUGACACAUUUUUAUAAAACAAUUUCCCACCAGGGGAUAUUGAAAUGUUUUCUGCUAAAAGGACCAUACUACCUUUUUACUCAUCAGUCUACUGCAGUUUGUGAACAUGUUCAACAUUGAUUUGAAAGUGGUUUCCUUAUCCUUUAGAAAAUUUUGAAAUCAUGUCAGUGAGCUAGAUAGUAAUUGUAUGACUAGCUUUUGGAAAUUGUCAAAGAGGCUACAAAAAUGUAUCAUUCAGACUAUCAGUUCUGAUUUGAUUGAAGAACCAUUUUAGAUAUUACAUGGCCUCCCUGAGUCUUUUGGCUCUGACAAUUAAAAUAGAAGGGAAUAUACUGCCUUUAGAAAACACACACACACACACACACACACACACACACACACACACGUACAUACGUACGUAUCUGUCACUGUACUGUCUUGGAAUCAUAUAAGUUAUCUUCCCAUAAAACAGAGCUAAUAUUGCUGAAUUUUUUAAGGCACUUUUCAUUGAUACUGUGGAAAAAGUGUGUUGGGGAAUUUGUUGAAAAUAGAUUUUCUCUUAAAAUAUAAAAAAGCUGUAAGAACAAUUCUAGAAAUUGAAAUUAUAUUGGAAUUUGACAAAUAUGAGCACCAGGAAGGGCCUCUAGUUCUUCCGUUUUUUAUAAAAAGAAUCCUUUAAUUUUGAUGGGAAAGGAUUUCCUUUUAAACAAUAAAACAAUUGAAUUAUUAUUUCAAGAUAAUGAUUCUGUAAUGUUUUCGGUUCAUAUGCAGAUCGGCAAAUUAGAACCAAAAUCACCUAUACCAUUGCCAAAGCCCAGCGAUUUUAUAUCUACACAUCUGUAUAUGUACAUACAUAGAUGAAUAUGUGUAGUAUGUGUAUGUACAGAUGUAAAUAAAUAUCUCUCAUAUUUAGAUAGUAACUUUUUUAAAAAUUGGUACAUAAUGAUACCAAAUAAACAUAGAAAAAUGAAAAACAUCUGAAAUAAAUGAGAAGGCAGAAUUUUGAUCAUAUUAAAAUUUCAUGUAUAAAAGGAGGGGAGCACUUGUAAAUUAUUGGAAGUGGCGAGUGACUUUUGCAGAAAGAUCUAAUUUCUUUUAAGAGAGCAAAAGGGUUUGUCUUUUGUAAAAUUCAGUAAUUCCACAAGCAUUUGUCGAGUACCUUCAAGCACAAAAUUACCAAGUAUAAAGAGGAGUGUGAAAUGAUAAAUAGGACAAAACUUCAAAGUUCCUUUUUUUUCUUGCUCGAAAUCUAAGAUUAUAUGUGUGUGUGUGUGU